CCUCAAUCCUUUUCUAUAAACCACCAUGUCAGCCCCGAGCUCCAGUGCACAGUCUGAACAAACCAAUACUCAGGAGGAAAUUGGUCUUGUGCAGUCACUCAACCUUGCACCGCAUGUGUCAGCAAGACUACUUGAUGAGCUUGCAGGUCUCAGACGUCUGUCUAAUAUGUCACUGAGAACAAUGCUAGGAUACUUUGCCGCUCGUAGGACUGCCACGGAUAAACUUGGUCAGGAAAUAGGAAUGGAAAGAAGGGAAGAGGCAGUGAACCGCAGCCCUGAGGUUAUUGCAGCGUAUAUUCGUCACAAGCAAGUCAUAGAGGAUGGUAUGGAUUUAACCCGCUCUACGUAUGAGUGUGUUCCGCUUACUCAAGCGAACACCUUGACAGAAUGGUAUAUGAGAAAGCUUAGUCGAAACGCCUCCAGCUAGAGGUCUUACCCUGUAG
This is a messenger RNA of Linderina pennispora, 443 nucleotides long. RefSeq lists its product as uncharacterized. The transcript has a single exon. The annotation marks the transcript as partial. The record is from RefSeq and is a predicted model, not a curated record. Lineage: Eukaryota; Fungi; Kickxellomycota; Kickxellomycetes; Kickxellales; Kickxellaceae.